Molecule: messenger RNA, 402 nt
Organism: Knipowitschia caucasica
Lineage: Eukaryota; Metazoa; Chordata; Actinopteri; Gobiiformes; Gobiidae
Source: the annotation of a GenBank genome assembly
AUGGGAUGCAUAAACACGACCAGUCCAACAGUUAGAAAACAAUGCAAGGAGCUCAUCCGACAGACGCAAGGGUCAAGUCCCUGCGUGUCCCAAGCCAAGAACAGAGCCACCAAUCAGUUGUGUGGCUGCGGGCUGCUCGGCGUGGGCAUCUGGCUGUCCGUCUCUCAAGGCAGCUUCGCCACCUUCUCGCCCUCAUUCCCCUCGCUCUCGGCCGCCAACAUGGUCAUCUUCGUCGGGGCCAUCGUCAUGGUUACGGGCUUCCUCGGUUGCCUGGGCGCCAUCAAGGAGAACAAGUGCCUGCUCCUGAGCGUGCACUCCAAGUUGGUGAUUAAAGUCAAAGUAUCUGAUAUGUGCCGCUUAGAUUUCCACUUCUCUUCUCCUGGGAAGCCGUGUCGAGAUUAG